Messenger RNA from Penicillium maclennaniae, 1491 nucleotides. Its product is annotated as purple acid phosphatase family protein. The record is from RefSeq and is a predicted model, not a curated record. Gene Ontology annotation, molecular function: acid phosphatase activity; metal ion binding; protein binding. The transcript is spliced from 2 exons. Bases 1 to 1491 code for a protein of 496 amino acids. NCBI's taxonomy places the organism in Eukaryota, Fungi, Ascomycota, Eurotiomycetes, Eurotiales, Aspergillaceae.
AUGGUUGGGGCUUCUUCUGUGAUCAGGGCUAUGCCUUUGCUGGCCGCAUCUGCUUUGGCGAGUGUCAACUAUCCUACCAUCCCAGAUGACUUGACCACCCCCUUCCAACAGCGUCUCGCUGUGUAUGGGCCAACCUCCAUGUCCGUUGGUUGGAACACGUAUGAGAAGAUGGGCACCAGCUGUGUGGCAUACGGCACCUCUGCCAGCGACCUGAGCACUACCGUCUGCUCAUCGUCCACUCCGACCACUUACGCCACAUCUCGAACCUGGUCGAACACGGUGAUUUUGACCGGAUUGACCCCGGCCACCACCUACUACUAUAAGAUCCAAUCGACCAACUCGACUGUGAACCACUUCCUGAGUCCCCGCACUCCGGGUGACAAGACCGCAUUCAACAUGGAUGUCGUGAUCGACCUGGGUGUGUACGGUGCAGAUGGUUUCACCACCACCAAGCGUGACGAGAUCCCCUACAUCGAGCCUGAUCUCAACCACACCACGAUCGGUGCCCUUGCUCGGACCAUUGAUGACUACGAGCUUGUCAUCCACCCCGGUGACUUUGCGUACGCUGAUGACUGGUAUCUCAAGCUCUCCAACCUGCUCCAGGGUAAGGAAGCCUACCAGUCCAUCCUCGAGCAGUUCUACGACCAGCUCGCUCCCAUUGCCGGCCGCAAGGCGUACAUGGCCAGCCCCGGUAACCACGAAGCCGACUGCAGCGAGAUUCCCUACCUUCUGGAACUGUGCCCGGAGGGCCAGAAGAACUUCACUGAUUUCCUGCACCGCUUCGACCAGACCAUGCCGGAGCCCUUCACUUCGUCCUCGACCAACGCCAACGCCCAAGCUCUUGCCGCCAAGGCAAAGACCUAUGCCAACCCACCUUUCUGGUACUCCUUCGAGUACGGCAUGGCUCACGUUGUCAUGAUCAACACCGAGACUGACUUCCCCGAUGCGCCCGACGGCACGGAUGGCUCUGCAAAGCUGGACGGCGGUCCCUUUGGCACAACCGGGCAACAGAUCGACUUUUUGACCGCCGACCUUGCCUCAGUCGACCGCAGUGUCACCCCGUGGCUCAUCGUUGCCGGCCACCGUCCCUGGUACACCACUGGCUCGGACAACGGCUGCGACUCCUGCCAAGAGGCCUUUGAGGAUCUGUUCUACAAGUAUGGCGUCGAUCUCGGUGUUUUCGGACACGUUCACAACUCCCAGCGUUUCCUGCCCGUUUAUAAUGGAACUGCUGAUGCGAACGGUAUGACGGAUCCUAAAGCGCCUAUGUACAUCAUCGCUGGCGGACCUGGUAACAUUGAGGGUCUGAGCGCUGUUGGCACUGAGCCUUCAUAUACUGAGUUUGCAUAUGCGGAUGAUUACAGCUAUGCUCAGCUGAAGUUCUUGGAUGAGAACAACCUCCAGGUCGAUUUCAUUCGCUCGGAGACUGGUGUUGUCUUGGAUUCCAGCACUUUGUACAAGAGCCACACCGACUCGUUCGUUGUGCAAUAG